This is a messenger RNA of Elaeis guineensis (African oil palm), 1354 nucleotides long. RefSeq names its product membrane steroid-binding protein 1. Lineage: Eukaryota; Viridiplantae; Streptophyta; Magnoliopsida; Arecales; Arecaceae. The record is from RefSeq and is a predicted model, not a curated record. Gene Ontology annotation, cellular component: membrane; endoplasmic reticulum; endomembrane system.
UAAAAGAAUAGAGUUGAACAAUCCCCGUAAAAGAAGGGCGAGACAAAGGGAGCGAGAGCCAUGGAGAAAGUGGCGGUGGCGGAGCUGUGGGGGACUUUGAAACACGCGAUCGAGGCCUACACGGGACUUUCGCCGGCGACCUUCUUCACCGUGCUGGCCCUGGCCGUCGCCUUCUACUACGUGGUCUCCGGCUUCUUCCAGCCUUCGCCCGCCCCGUGGAAGCGCGAGCUUGAGUUCGAGGCUGUCGAGCCCCUCCCAACCCCCGUCCAGCUUGGCGAGAUCACCGAGGAGGAGCUCAAGGCCUACGAUGGCUCCGAUUCUAAAAAGCCCCUCCUCAUGGCCAUCAAAGGCCAGAUCUACGACGUCACCCAGAGCAGGAUGUUUUAUGGACCUGGUGGCCCAUAUGCAUUAUUUGCUGGUAAAGAUGCUAGUAGGGCAUUGGCUAAAAUGUCCUUCGAACCAAAGGAUCUGACUGGCGAUAUUUCUGGGCUUGGCCCUUUUGAGCUUGAUGCGCUGCAGGACUGGGAAUACAAGUUCAUGAGCAAAUAUGGGAAGGUCGGGACAAUAAAGAAAACUGUGCCUGUGGCAGAUGCGUCCACAGGAAGUACCUCUGAAACAACAGAGAAAGGUCCUGAUACCACAGACAUCAGCCCGGCAGAGAGUCAAGCAGGUCAUGCUGUAGAAUCCAAGGACAGUGGUCAGGCAGACCAUGGUGCUAAAUUAGAGCAUAUAGCAAGAUCAGAGGAAGAUAGUCCGGGAGAUCACGCAGAACAUGGUGCUAAAUCAGUGCAUAUCGCAGAAUCAGAGGAAGAUGGUCCGGGAGGUCAGGCAGAACAUGGUGCUAAAUCAGUGCAUAUAGCAGAAUCAAAGGAAGAUGGUCCAGCAGGUCAUGGUAAUGAAGAAGCGUGUAAGACAGAAUUGAAGGUCAAUACUCCAGCAGAACAUGGUGCUGAAACUGAUGCUGCUGACCACAAUGCAAAUCCGAUGGAAGCCAGUUCUGGUGGAGGAACCAAAGAGUAGUUCAAAUUAGUGUUUUGUUCUCAUGGUAAACCGUCAGAUAUGGAGGGUUCUGUUGAUCUGCAUGAUAUAGAACUCGUGACUGUUCUGUUUUCAGAGGCAGGGGAGGGAUGUUCUUCAUUUUUAUGUUUAUAUGUGUUAUGACCUGGCCCAAUUGAGCCUUAAACCCAGUCCAUAAAAGCCGAUAGGAAAAAAAAAAAAUAGAGAACCGAAGAAGACUCUCGUAGGAAGUCUUCUCUUUCCUCCUGACGGGCUCCUAAUUGGAGUCGGAAAAUGUCAUGACUCUUCCCCUCCGAUCCUAUUUAAAAGGGAGAUUUUUUUCUCUCCCAUCAAAAAA